Messenger RNA from Botrytis byssoidea, 3083 nucleotides. RefSeq lists its product as uncharacterized. The transcript has 6 exons. The coding region runs from base 770 to 2992 and encodes 740 amino acids. NCBI's taxonomy places the organism in Eukaryota, Fungi, Ascomycota, Leotiomycetes, Helotiales, Sclerotiniaceae. The record is from RefSeq and is a predicted model, not a curated record.
UAUUCUGGAUACAUGUAAUACGGAACGAAUCUUGGAAAGAAAAGCAAGGCUGUGAUUCCUUCUACUUUUGACCAUUUCGAACUCUAUCCUGACGAGCUUAUCCCUCAUACCAAGGACGUAUAGAUUGUGGAUAUCCGGAUUACUUACUCGGAUGGCUACUUAUAGAACAACAACACCCUUUCGUUAGAGCUCGGAUGAAGGAACGUACAAUACGUUCAUAAGUGGUGAACCAAUAUCGAUCAUCACCAUUGCAGGUAUCAGGGCCCACGUGUGCCUUACUCUAUCACUUACAAUAAGCGCCAAAUGAUCUGAAGAUUCCGGUUACGAUCGGUUCACUAUCACACUUGUUGUAUCUCCCCUGGAAAUGUUACCGUUACCGUGGAAGGAUCACUAUGCCAAGGAUAUAGUCCCUAACAACCACGAGGAUUCGAUAUGUCCAUGUAAAGUUCACAAAAGUAGGAUAACGUACCCACAAAUACGUCUAUUCCCCUUCAACAAUUGGUCAAAUCGUUUAUUGCGAGCUAGUGAAUUGAUUAUUCGUUGAAGUCAGCUCUCCGUCACAUAUGACCCGGAUGAAUCUUGGUGAUUAUUUUUGGCUUCAAGAUUAGAUUUAAGGUUUAUGUGAGAUAUUGUGGCGCCGAACCUUCGAGUAUCAAGUUGAGAGGGCGCAUUUUUUAUCUUUGACAGACGUGGUGAUGUUUAUUUUGAAUCUUGUUGCGUCGUUCUUUUUCCAACCCACAUUCCUUUAAUCAUCAUCUGAAGCUUUUUCAUGAUGUCUCUGCGACUUGUAUCAUCACUAUGGGUGGUUAUAUCGUUUCUUAAAUUUGGUCAGGCUGCUGUUCUUUAUUCAAAUUCAACCACUUCCGCAACCCCAGCAUCAACGGUAUCGGGAUCUAUCCCUUCUACAAUCACACCUUCCGCUACUCUUUCAUAUGCAGAUGUUCAAUCAACGACACAAUUUUUUCCAAUUACUCCUGGGCCAUAUUGGGGAAACCAAUCCAUUCCAAUCAACACCUGCACUGAAUGGAAUCUGAAUGGAAUCACUCCGCAAUUGAUAUGGACGCCAUGUCAUAUAUUCGCCGGAACAGUUCAAUUGUCAUACUUCCCUCAAGCAAGUGGAAACAUCAGCUACCCCUCCACUUACUACAAUGAAGCUAUAGGGAUUACAAUGACUUCCCCAUCAAUGUACAUGGUCAUAAAUACCAUUAGUGGAUAUAAUAGUUGUGGUCAAGUUGGUCCAACAAUGAGCAAUGUAAUCAUUUCGUUGCAUCCUAGUAACGUCUCUACAAUUGCCCGCUACACGGCAUCUGAUCAGCAAGUCAAUACAACGCCAGCCGCGCUUCUUACUUUGAGCGAUAUCAUUUCAGGAUGUUCAACAAUUACAUUGACUGAAGCUUCGACUAACGGUGCUAUCCAAAGUAUGCAUGCUAUGGACAAUGACUAUAAUAGAUGUUUUCCUGCCCUGGCUAUCCCUACGCCCCAAAUUGAAUCAAGUGGACUACCUUUCUUUAGACACUGUGGUCAAGAUAAUGCACGACUUGGUCUUUUUGAUCCACCAGGAGCUGUACCCCCCGUCAAUGCACUUCUUCCUGUUACAUCAGCAACUCCAGCAACUUCAACUUCAAUUCCAGCAAGUACCGCUCAAUCACCAUCAUCAAGUCAGCCAUCAAAAACAUCCAUUGUCAACUCUCCUUCUAGUACUUCUACUUCUGAUGUUCAAGUCCCAAAAUCUAGUCCGGUACCUUCAGAUACUAGUAUUCCAGCCUUAGAGGCAUCAUCAUCUAAUGCACUCUCAACCACUGUUUUAGCUGUACAAGACCCAACUACCACCGAUGAUUCACCACAGCCUGUAUCGUCAGUACCUGUUAUCCCAGCCAACACACCAAUUCCAAUCGCAACAAUUGCUUCUUCAGUCAUCUCCGUGAUUCCUAGUGACUCAAUAAUAGUUGUGGGAGGCCAGACUGCCUCUUUGGAUGGAGCUCCUAUAACAAUCUCUUCUUCCAUUGUUCAACUCACACCAUCUGGCUUGGUCAUUGCAAAUGAAAAUGGAGAAUCAUCCCAAUCAAGCGUUUACACAAUUCCAACCACUAGGGCCGUCGCAACAGCGGCAUCGCCAAGUAAGAUCGCCACUCUCGCCGGCGGAGAAAUUAUCUCGGCAAUUCCAGGUGCAUCGACUUUGAUCGUGGCCGGCCAAACCAUUACUUCCGGUGCUCCAGCAAUAACACUCUCGGGUUCCAAUUCAGUUGUUAGUCUAGGGUCUCAAGGUCUCGUAGUCCAAGAAUCGAAUGGAGUAGUAUCAACAUAUAGUAUCCCAACUGCUGCGCCCAUACCUGCAGUUGUAUCGAGCGCGAUUGCUACUCUUGCAGGAGGAGAGAUUGUUUCUGCAGGGGCUGAUGCAUCAAACGUGGUUCUGGGUUCCCAAUCCCUCGUUCUCGAUGGCCCAGCGAUCACACUUUCCAAUUCAGCUGUUGCAACCCUCGGUGCUGCUGGUUUAAUCGUGCAAUAUGCUGGAGGCAUUGUAUCUACCAUUCCUCUCUCUGCCGCAACGUCUCUACCAAUUCAUCUAGCAACCCCAGAAACAUCGAUUACAGAAAUUCGAACCAGCGAAAUAGUCAUUUAUAGUUCCGGAAAGCCUGUAUCAACAUAUUACAGUACUUUGACUGACACUACUUCCGUCACCGAAAUUAGAACUAGUGAAAUCAUAGUACAUAGUUCCGGCGAGCCGGUGUCGACAUUCUAUAGCACCUACACAAGUUCAAAAAAAUUAGCUACCAGUGGCAGUACCACUACGAGCCCUGCAAGUAAGCCCGAUAUUCUGGUUAUUGAAACUGGGAAUGGAGGCGCUAGCUCAACUUCUACUAAAAGUUCGGAUACAUUUGCUAUUACUAAUAUUGUGUUUAAUGGCGGUGUUGAUAGUUCGAAGGGAGGGUUGAUUAAUGGUUUGAGUCUUGUGGGAUUACUGGGCGUAUGGGGAAUGAUGAAUGCUUUCUGAAAGCAGUGAAAGAAAGGAACGCGAUAAGAUAGUAUAUUGAUGAUUUUGGAAACGAUAUACAUAUUUUAAUAAUUCCUACCUCUGAUUGUAG